Molecule: messenger RNA, 1474 nt
Organism: Episyrphus balteatus (marmalade hoverfly)
Lineage: Eukaryota; Metazoa; Arthropoda; Insecta; Diptera; Syrphidae
Gene: Pka-R1
Product: cAMP-dependent protein kinase type I regulatory subunit
Exons: 6
Coding region: 322-1458 (378 amino acids)
Biological process (GO): regulation of protein phosphorylation
Cellular component (GO): cAMP-dependent protein kinase complex
Molecular function (GO): cAMP-dependent protein kinase regulator activity
Source: RefSeq, a predicted model, not a curated record
GUCUCUUUUGUGAAAAGUUGUGUGAAAACGAGGCGCCGCCACCAAAAAAAUCCACUCAAGGAAAAAGAAAAAAAAAAAAAAAGAUAAACUAGGGCAAUUGUUUUGUAACUUGCACAAUUCCUCGCUAUUGAAAUUCAUUUAAAUCAGUGAAAUUAUUUUUCAUUAACAUUAUAAAAUUCAUUCGUGAGUCUGCACAAGUACAUUAAAAUCCAUAAAAAAAAACUCAAAUCCAAGUCACGACGAAAAAAGUAGUGAAGAAAAAAAAAACAAGAAAAAAAGGGAAACAAAAGUGAUAUCGAAUCGAAUCUCUCUUGAAUCGCAAUGUCCUCAAACAUGGCGUCGACCCUGGAGGAGCAGCAAAGCCUUCGCGAGUGUGAAAAUUACAUUCAAACGCAUAAUAUCCAGCGCGUAUUGAAGGAUUGCAUUGUCCAAUUGUGCGUUAGUCGUCCGGACAAUCCUGUCCAAUUUUUGAGGCAAUAUUUUCAAAAGUUGGAAAAGGAACAGGUAAAACUUGAUGCCUCCAAACAGGCAACAAGUCCCGAUGAUUGUGAUGAUCUGAGUCCAAUGCCACAGACUGCUGCGCCACCAGUUCGUCGGCGUGGUGGUAUUUCUGCUGAACCUGUUACCGAAGAAGAUGCCACAAGUUAUGUGAAGAAAGUCGUACCAAAGGACUACAAGACUAUGGCUGCCUUGUCAAAGGCUAUUGCCAAAAAUGUGCUCUUCUCACAUUUGGACGAAAAUGAACGAUCAGACAUAUUCGACGCAAUGUUCCCUGUCACACAUUUGAUGGGCGAGAACAUUAUCCAGCAGGGUGACGAAGGUGACAAUUUUUACGUGAUCGAUAUGGGUGAGGUCGAGGUAUUUGUAAAUUCUGAAAUGGUUACAACAAUUGGUGAAGGUGGCAGUUUUGGUGAAUUAGCAUUAAUUUAUGGCACACCCCGUGCUGCAACAGUUAAAGCUAAAAGUGAUGUCAAACUGUGGGGCAUCGAUCGUGAUUCCUAUAGACGAAUUCUCAUGGGCUCAACAAUUCGCAAGCGAAAAAUGUACGAAGAAUUCCUGUCACGUGUAUCUAUAUUGGAGAGCCUUGAUAAAUGGGAACGACUGACAGUUGCUGAUGCUCUAGAGAUGGUGUCAUUUGAAGAUGGAGAGACAAUUGUAAAACAAGGUGAAGCCGGUGAUGAUUUUUAUAUCAUUGUCGAGGGGUGUGCUGUUGUAUUGCAGCGAAGGGCAGAGCAAGGAGACGAGCCAGCAGAAGUUGGUCGCUUGGGCCCCAGCGAUUACUUUGGUGAAAUUGCACUACUUUUGGACAGACCAAGAGCAGCCACCGUUACUGCUAGAGGUCCUCUGAAAUGUGUUAAAUUAGACAGAGCGAGAUUUGAACGUGUAUUAGGCCCAUGUGCUGAUAUCCUCAAGCGUAACAUUACGCAGUACAACAGUUUCGUGUCACUUUCCGUCUAAAUUGCAUCAACAAAAA